Messenger RNA from Budorcas taxicolor (takin), 1335 nucleotides. It is a transcript of the gene GTPBP10, whose product is annotated as GTP binding protein 10. The transcript has 10 exons. Gene Ontology annotation, cellular component: mitochondrion. The coding region runs from base 17 to 1180 and encodes 387 amino acids. Lineage: Eukaryota; Metazoa; Chordata; Mammalia; Artiodactyla; Bovidae. The record is from RefSeq and is a predicted model, not a curated record. Gene Ontology annotation, molecular function: magnesium ion binding; GTPase activity; GTP binding.
CUCGCCCUUCGCAGGCAUGGUGCGCUGCAGUUGCGUGUUGUUCAGAAAGUAUGGAAACUUCAUUGAUAACCUGAGACUCUUCACCAAGGGAGGAAGUGGUGGAAUGGGCUACCCUCGUUUAGGUGGAGAAGGUGGAAAAGGUGGUGACGUCUGGGUUGUAGCCCAUAACAAAAUGACUUUAAAACAACUUAAGGAUAAAUAUCCUCAGAAACGUUUUGUGGCUGGAGAAGGAGCAAACAGUCGAGUUAGUGCACUGAAAGGCUCCAAAGGAAAAGACUGUGAAAUUCCUGUACCUGUGGGUGUUUCAGUAACUGAUGAAAAUGGUAAAAUUAUAGGAGAACUCAAUAAAGAGAAAGACAGAAUUUUGGUAGCUGAAGGAGGUCUUGGUGGUAAAUUACUUACAAAUUUCUUACCAUUGAAAGGCCAGAAGCGAGUAAUUCACCUUGAUCUAAAACUUAUAGCUGAUAUUGGCCUGGUGGGAUUCCCAAAUGCUGGAAAAUCCUCCUUGCUAAGUAAGAUUUCUCAUGCGAAACCUGCAAUUGCAGAUUAUGCAUUUACAACAAUAAAGCCUGAACUUGGAAAAAUUAUGUAUAGUGAUUUCAAACAGAUAUCAGUAGCUGAUCUUCCUGGUUUAAUAGAAGGAGCACAUAUGAACAAAGGAAUGGGCCACAAAUUCCUCAAGCAUAUAGAAAGAACUAAACAACUGCUUUUUGUUGUUGAUAUUUCUGGAUUUCAGCUUUCUUCCCAAACUCAUUACAGAACUGCUUUUGAAACCAUAAUACUGCUUUCAAAAGAGUUAGAGUUGUACAAAGAGGAACUUCACACAAAACCUGCACUCCUAGCAGUAAAUAAAAUGGACUUGCCAGAUGCACAGAAUAAAUUCCAUGUACUGAUGAACCAACUCCAGAAUCCUAAAGAAUUUUUGCAUUUAUUUGAAAAAAACAUGAUUCCAGAGAAGACUGUGGAAUUCCAGCACAUCAUCCCCAUCUCUGCAGUUACUGGAGAAGGAAUUGAUGAACUAAAGAGCUGUAUAAGGAAAUCUGUGGAUGAACACGCCAACCAGGAAAAUGAUGCAUAUCAUAAGCAGCAGUUGCUUAACCUACAUAUUUCCAAUACAAUAUCUUAUAGUGAGCCACCAUCAAAGAAUGCUGUUUCUAGUCCUAGAAUGGAUAUAACUUAAAUGUAUUAAAGGUGAUACCGAAAUUGUGUUCAUUUGAAAGCUCUUUGACUAACACUUUUUAGAAUGUUGGUUACUAAACUGGUGUAUAUACAUCAUUCAAGAACCAUAUUUUUAAAGAUGUUUUGUAGUUAACAGAUUAACAGAUGUUUUAUUAA